Molecule: messenger RNA, 6520 nt
Organism: Ictalurus furcatus (blue catfish)
Lineage: Eukaryota; Metazoa; Chordata; Actinopteri; Siluriformes; Ictaluridae
Gene: rbm44
Product: RNA binding motif protein 44
Exons: 18
Coding region: 274-3510 (1078 amino acids)
Molecular function (GO): RNA binding
Source: RefSeq, a predicted model, not a curated record
UGUGAAUGUGUAUGUGAUUGUGCCCUGCAAUGGACUGGUACCCUGUCCAGGGUGUACCCUGCCUUGUGCCCGAUGCUGCCUGGGAUAGGCUCCAGGUUCCCCGUGACCCUGAAAAGGAGUAAACGGUAGAAGAUGGAUGAAAAAUAAGGCAAUGAAGUCAGAACCUAAGUCAGCAAACAAGAUCAAAUCAGGCUGAAAUGUUACAGGUCAGGCUAUAAUCUCAACAUGGCAGUCUAUAAUUUUGUCUUCUUCUACCCCUAACACACGGACAAAAUGGAGCAGAAUUAUUAUUAUUAUUAUUAUUAUUAUUAUUUAUUAUUAUUAUUAUAUAACGCUUGCUUUUCGUUCAACUGUUGGUUUUUAAAUGCAGCGAGUCCCCCUGCUGGUCACGCUGUAGUAUUACAACAACUGGGUUUUUUUGUUUGUUUGUUUUUUUUAAAGACUUGGUACCUGAGCUGGUUACCGUGGAGAGAAGUACACCACUUUGGGUAUCAGGAGCAUCGUUUUUCUGUUGCAGAUGGAAGGAAAUUCCUGUUGAGCAAUUCUUAUAGGACCGAAUGCACCUUUUCUAGGUCUGUGUUUGAUCUUGUGAAUGUGAGCCACUUUCUGGAGUUCACUGAUCCAAAGUUGCUUGGUUGGUAUGUCUCUUUACCAGAAGAAGACAGGCAGCUAAUACAAGAAGAAGGAGGACUGAUUCAGUUUCUGCAUAGACAUCCUGCUCUUGAAGUAUCUAGCCAUGUUGUUUGUUUAAAGCGGCCUGUUAUAGGAACUCCCCUUCCAGAACCUGAUAUGUCUUCAAAACUCGAUAGAUCGAGACGGGCUACUUUUUAUGGCGUGUCAGAGUGUGUAAAUUGUCGCACGAGUUGUCCAUCUGGUACUAAAAAGUGCAGACGCUGUAGCACGCUGGUCCUAAACACAGAGGAAAAUGUUUGCGUAUUAGAGGAAGAAAAGUCACUUCGGUUGCUACCAAACAACGUACGAGAGGAGCUGAAUCUCUUAAAAGCCAAAGGAGAUCUCGGUGAGGACAUGUCAGUGGGUAGUUCUCAGCAGUUUGAUAGCCUGCAGAGCACCGAAAAUAAUUUGUCCACCACUUGGAGCAACCCUUUAAACAGAUUCCAGCAACCAGAGCAGCCAAGGAAGAACUCUAGUGAUGGCCAGCUUUUGUGUCAGAUGUGGGAGGAAAGUGUGCGGUGUGAUGGGAAUGAUAUCCGAGUGUUGAAGGAUCCCUCAGCACAAGCAAGCUUUUUGCUUGACUGCGAGCUUGAGAUGCAGGGCCACAGUCAAAAUAGUGAUGAUGACCAGGUACCUCUGCUGCCAGACACCAAUUCAGAUGUUCCUAAUUUAGAAGAGGAGACUCUGCCAGAGUAUUACAGUUUUAACAGCACUACAGUGGGGCACACAUCUGCCCAGGGGAGUGAUGCCACUAAUACCUCCACGAUGGCCACUAAAGGCAGCACUGGGGCAUCUACUGCUGAUGAGCUUGUGGCCUGUGGUGCAGACAAUGGUACCUUCCCUGAUUCUGUGUCCUUCCACAGCAACUCGUCAGAGUGGACCGAUCUCUCAGAGGAUUGCCAAAAUCUCAGUAAUGAGGAUGACCUGGAAUGUGAGACAAACACAGAUGAGUAUCAUAGUCUGAUAGAAGAAGCCUCAAGCUCAGCGGCCUGUAUUAAUCCCAGCUGGUCAGCAUCUGGCCAGUGUAUGAGAGAGAGAGAAUUUACAUGUGAGGGGUGCAUUUCAUCUCCUAGCCUAAGUGAGCUAAAUGUCAAAACCACAACAGCGUGUGAGGUCUCUCCUGUUUCCCACCGUGUGAGCCAGGCAGUGGAUGCCAGCAAUGACUUUAGAGCAUGUUUUACAUCCACCGGGGCAACGGAAAUCACUCAGGACCUCUUGGCAAUGGUUCACAAAGAUGUUUCCACUGACAUGGAUUCAUGUCUUGUUAACCAGGAGACUCAGACGACUCAAAGGCCCACUUCUGAGAAAUACACCGUUACUGAAAUCUACAUGUCUGACUUGGAUGCUCUUUGUGAGGAAUUUGGGAACCUCAGAAAGAUGGAAAAAGAGCUAAUGCAUUUAAAGGAUGAAAUGACAAGAUCUGGUCCUGGCACUGCUGGAGGGCCCAAGAGUGAACAACAGAAGAGUCACUGUGGAUGUGGUGCUGUUCCACGUGCUCGAUUGGCUGAGCUGCGUCUACUGGCUCUGCAGUUUGCCAUGUGCCAGCAACAUUGCUGGAGGUGCUUCUACACAUCACCACAGGGUGAAACUUCACUUCAGGGAACCGAAGCACUGCUUGAUGCAAUGUCACAGACCCUGAAGAGCCUGGAGGACAGUUACCUAAAGAUGAAGAAGAUGAUACUAGAAGGGGUUCCUCUGGAUAAUCUCAAGCCUCUGUCUGUAGACACCAAGAGAUUAACAGCUGCAACGUGCUACAGGCCGUCUUUGAUUUAUGAGGCUUUUUUAGGUGACAGCAAGCCUGAGUUCUCUUUCAAGCCCAGUCAUCUUGAAGAUGAGGGCCAGACUAACCAGGCUGAUGAGGUAUUGAACAUAAACCUCGCAGACAGAGGACACUUCAACAAGAAUACGACAGCUCAUUGGCAUGAUUCUGCCACAUCAUCUAAAACUGCCAGCAGUAAGAGAUGUAGAGGAGGCAUGCCUGGUUCUAGCCAGCAACCAGGAGUCUCUGCUGAUCCCAAGCCUGGUGCACCCAAAGAACUCCACAGCAGUGAUGCCUGGUUUGAUGCAGAGGAAGAGCUUGGAUGUGACCGUCGGAGUUGUAAAGAAGACCAACAAACAGGGCAGAGAGAUCAAGGGAACUCAAAGAACGAACAAAAAGUGGUUGCAAACCGAAAGAAAGAUCAAUGUUUCUUGCUUUGUGUCUCAAACUUGCCAAACAGUGUUACUGAGCAUGAUCUGCUGCUUUGGUUUGCGAAGUACCAUGCCAGUCAAGUGUCCCUUUCCAAAUUUAGUAACGGGUUUGUUUGUCUUCCAUGGUUGUGCUUCUUUAGGGCUGCAGUAUUGAGUGUGAGAAACCCCAAGGAUGCAGAGGCUGCAGUAAGAGAGAUGAAUGGCCGAUCCAUUCAAGGCCACACUCUCCAUGUGGAACACAUCCUCAAGUCUCCCACAGAUAGUCAGGCCACCAUCAAAGAGUUCUGCGUUCAACUUGCCCCAGCUGCUCUUAAAGCAGGGUCUGUAGGAGAAGGGCCGAUCACGCAUAGCUCAAAUAAUAAUGUUCAUGCCUCCAGACCAUUCUGCUGCAGUCUGGAUAAGCUUACCAACAUAUGCCCUACACCCACUGCAUCUGGUACUUGUGUGCCACAGCACUACGGCACCAUGGGCAGCUUCGACACGAUUAUGGCCCAGUUAUCAGAGCGCCACCCCAAAAUGGGCAGACAGCAGAUCGUCAGUGCUUUGCUGGAGCUGAGGGCAAAGCAUCAUGGUGUCCUCAGUGGCCUUCCCCUCAGAGAAAUAGUGGGUAUGACCUCUGAACUUCUCACUCACUCCACCACAGACUAAGCAAGACAAAGGUCACAUUCUUUAUUGGUGUAUGUUUAAGUCUAUUAUUUGUGUUGGUUUGGUUCUUUUAAGGAUUUAAUAGGCAUUUCUGGUUCUUUUAGUAGCCUUGUUUAUUAUUCUGAAUUUUAUGUUUGAGGCUUAACACCCCCCCCCAAAAAAAAAAAAUUCUAUUUUGAGAGAACUUGUGUUGAGGGGAAAGAAAAUGUGCUAACUGUUCCUUUUUAUGGUUGGUUUACCCAGUUAGAAUUCAAUGGUAGAAAAUGGUCUGUUCAUUGUACAGUUGAGUGUCAGUUUAUUAGGAACACCUAGCUUGCACUUCUAGUAAUUGGCCCUUUUCAUCAAGUACACCUAACAUACAAGUGUGUGCCAUACAAUAAGUUUCUGUUCAGUUUUUCAACCACUGUCAUUGACUGACAGGAUAGAGGACACAAUAUACAAAUAACUUCUGAUUGGCUACACUCUGUAAUUAUACAUGGUAAUCUGUUAUCUUGUAGGUGUACCUACAAAAAAGGUAAUAAAUUAAGGAAUGCAUACCUAAUUAACUGGCAGCCCUCUGUGUUUAGUUUUCAGCACUAUGUAUAUAGUUGGCCAGAAAGUUGAAUAAUAUGACAACCAAUUUCCUUAUGUUCCAUUAUCAGUAAAAACAUUCUGUGCCUGAAAUCUAACUGUGAUGUGAUUAUUUCUGAACAAUUUCACUCCUGCUUAUCUAUUGUGCUGAUUUCUCAUUGCAUAACUACUAUAAUUUUUAUUUUAUUUCAUCAAGUACCAAGACAAAUCUUGGUGCAAAGGGGAAAACCUGCCAUUUCUAGGGUGAGGAUUUGCAAACUGGGAUAAUGGGAUUGGGGGGAUGUGAAAAUUGAUUGGAGUUUAAACUCAUUGAGCACUUUAUUAGGAACACUACACUAAUACCGGGUAGAGCCUCACUUUGAUCUCAAAACAGCUCCAAUUCUUUGUGGCAUGGAUCCUCAGAUCCGGCCCACGUACCGUGUGGAAUGAUGGCACUUGAAUGAUCUCCUGUUUCCCAGAUUUGGGCCACAAGCAAGCCAUAGCAAUGCUGCAUGUGCCACAUGAUGUUUGAGCCAUAUUCACUAUUUACCACAUGGGUCACUUUAGGAUCACAUCCAGAUCACACAUUGCCGUAAGCACCACAUCUUUGCCUAAAAUGGCCCACUUGUGAUUUGGGAUAUGUGGGCUACUUCAGGCUCAUAUCCAUUUUGUCUGGGCCACAAGAAGGCCAGCAGUCCUGCAUCACUGCCUGAAGUGGCCCACAUCUGGAUGAUGUCUGGGAUGCUGACAUGAGAGGAUCAUGUGAUUCUUGCUGAUUUGUCAGGUGCGAUUUGAUGCUGGGAAUUUUCUCUUCUACCACAUCCCAAAGGUGUUCAAUUCAGAUGCGGUGACUGAGAAUGCCACUGAAGAACAUUGACCUCUUUAGCAUGUUCUUGAAACCAGUUUGAGAUGACUUGCUUUGUGACAUGGUGCAUUAUCAUGCUGGAGGUAGCCAUAAGUAGAUGGGUAAAUUGUAGCCAAGAAGAGAUGCACAUGGUCGGCAACAAUACUCAAAUCUCCCAGGAAAUCAACAGGUAUGGAUAUACUCAACCCAGCCCAAUUAUGCCACCGUCAAUAUCACGGAGAUCAUGUUUCCCUGAUCUGAUGGUUGAUGUGAACAUUACCUGAAGCUGCUGGCCUGUAUCUGCAUGAUUUUAUGUGCAGCAUUUCUGCCCCAUGAUUGGCUGAUUACAUAACUGCAUUAAUGAGUAGGUGUACAGGUGUUCCUAAUAAAGUGCUCAGUGAGUCUAGGUCCUGUUUAAUUACAGGAUUUAGAAAGAUUGAGAGAGUAUAAAGUAACAAGACAAGACCAAGCAAAAGAAGAGGAAUAGAAAAGAGCAGUGUAAUACAGGUUGGAGUGUUUUAGAGGAAAAAGGCAGAGAUACUAAAUGGAACUGAUGUCAUUUAAAUGUUCCUUACCAGGCAUGGAGCCUAAAUAUGGGUCAGCUGCUGGUACAGUUGUCCCUUGAAACUGCACAAUCUGAUGAAUGUAAAGCAAGCAGUAAUACAGUGUGGUGUGGUGUAGGAAUUAACAGGAAAAUACUUAUACAUGUUAUACCUGGACAGAUGGGAUGCAGUAAUAGUGGCCCUGCUGGGACAGGUUGUGGCAGUUAAAACUAUGAAAUAACAUUUGUGAAAGUAUGUAGUAUCCAAGAAAAGAAUUAAACAAAUAAAAACGAUUUUUUUCUUAAUGAUAGUUUUGAUAAUUCUUUGGAUGCUCUUGGUAUCUUCACUUGUAAUUUAACCUCUGGGUCUUUUUAGUGGGUGAUUUUCAGUCUGGCCAGCAGAGGGCGACAAACACCAGGAUACUUUCCCCUCCCCAGCACUUCCUUUACAAAUGAAUGUGAAGUGUAAUUUUGUGACCCAAAUAACUAGGUUACAUUAUUUCUACAGAGUUCAGAUGUGUGUAUUUGAAGCAUUUAUAUACAGUAUACACAAAUCAGCUACAGUCUGUAAUUGUGUGUGUGUGUGUGUGUGUGUAUAUAAUAUGAAUAUGACACACACAAAAAAUACUCAUAAACAUAGUAAUCUGUCUAAAGAAAUUUCCCACAAGACCAGCACUGAUCAUCAGCUUGAAACAUGCAUGUGGAAACUUUUGGGUCAUACACUAUAUGGCCAGAAGUAUGUGGACACCUGACCAUUACACCCAUAUGUGAGAACUGUCACCGCAAAGUUCUAAGCACUCUUUGUCUUUGUAUGCUUUUGGUAUUAAGAUUUCCAUUCACUGGAACUAAAGGACCCAAACCUGUUUCAUCAUGACGGUGCCCCUGUGCACAAAGCAAGGUCUAUGAAGAUAUGGUUUGCCAAGGUUGGAGUGGUCAGAUCCCUGACCUAAACCCUACUGAACACCUUUGGGAUGAACUGGAAUGCCAACUGCACCCCAGACUUCCUCAACUUGACAUCAGUGCCCAACAUCACUAAUGUGCUUGUGGUAGAAUGAGCACAAAUCCCCUCAGCCACACUC